AUGACAGUGGCCACUGGAGACCCAGCAGAUGAAGCUGCCGCCCUGCCUGGGCACCCCCAGGACACCUAUGACCCUGAGGCGGACCACGAGUGCUGUGAGAGGGUAGUGAUCAACAUCUCGGGAUUGCGCUUUGAGACCCAGCUCAAGACUCUGGCUCAGUUUCCGGAGACCCUCUUAGGGGACCCCAAGAAGCGAAUGAGGUACUUUGAUCCACUCCGAAAUGAAUACUUUUUUGACCGAAACCGCCCUAGCUUUGAUGCCAUCUUAUAUUACUACCAGUCUGGGGGCCGGUUAAGGCGCCCCGUGAAUGUCCCCUUGGAUAUCUUCUCAGAAGAAAUCCGCUUUUAUGAACUGGGUGAGGAAGCGAUGGAGAUGUUUCGAGAGGAUGAAGGCUACAUCAAGGAGGAAGAACGUCCCUUACCGGAAAAUGAGUUUCAGAGACAGGUGUGGCUUCUCUUUGAAUACCCAGAGAGCUCUGGGCCAGCCCGGAUUAUAGCUAUUGUGUCUGUCAUGGUGAUUUUGAUCUCCAUCGUGAGUUUCUGUCUUGAAACUUUGCCCAUUUUUCGGGAUGAGAACGAAGACAUGCCUGGUGGUGGGAUUCCUUUCCAUACCUACUCGAACAGCACCAUUGGGUACCAACAGUCCACUUCCUUCACUGACCCCUUCUUCAUCGUGGAGACACUAUGCAUCAUCUGGUUCUCCUUUGAGUUCUUAGUCAGGUUCUUCGCCUGUCCCAGCAAAGCCGGUUUUUUCACCAACAUCAUGAACAUCAUUGACAUCGUGGCCAUCAUCCCAUACUUCAUCACCCUUGGGACCGAACUGGCAGAGAAGACAGACGAUGCCCAGCAAGGCCAACAGGCAAUGUCGUUGGCCAUCCUCCGUGUGAUCCGGUUGGUAAGAGUCUUUAGGAUUUUCAAGCUGUCCAGACACUCCAAGGGGCUCCAGAUCCUAGGUCAGACCCUCAAGGCCAGCAUGAGAGAAUUGGGCCUCUUGAUUUUCUUCCUCUUCAUCGGGGUCAUCCUCUUCUCUAGUGCUGUCUAUUUCGCAGAGGCAGAUGAGCGAGAUUCCCAGUUCCCUAGUAUCCCUGAUGCCUUCUGGUGGGCAGUCGUCUCCAUGACAACAGUAGGCUACGGAGACAUGGUCCCCACUACCAUUGGGGGAAAGAUCGUGGGUUCCCUUUGUGCGAUUGCAGGUGUCUUAACUAUUGCCUUACCAGUCCCCGUCAUAGUGUCCAAUUUCAACUACUUCUACCACCGGGAAACAGAGGGAGAGGAGCAGGCCCAGUACUUGCAAGUGACCAGCUGUCCAAAGAUCCCAUCUUCCCCCGACCUAAAGAAAAGUAGGAGUGCCUCCACUAUCAGUAAGUCUGAUUACAUGGAGAUCCAGGAAGGGGUAAACAACAGCAAUGAGGACUUUAGAGAGGAAAACUUGAAAACGGCCAAUUGCACUCUGGCUAACACAAACUAUGUGAAUAUUACCAAAAUGUUAACUGAUGUCUGA
Gracilinanus agilis (Agile Gracile Mouse Opossum) is the source of this 1500-nucleotide messenger RNA. RefSeq names its product potassium voltage-gated channel subfamily A member 2 (gene KCNA2). The record is from RefSeq and is a predicted model, not a curated record. Bases 1 to 1500 code for a protein of 499 amino acids. The transcript has a single exon. NCBI's taxonomy places the organism in Eukaryota, Metazoa, Chordata, Mammalia, Didelphimorphia, Didelphidae. Gene Ontology annotation, biological process: potassium ion transmembrane transport; protein homooligomerization. Gene Ontology annotation, cellular component: voltage-gated potassium channel complex; juxtaparanode region of axon; axon terminus. Gene Ontology annotation, molecular function: protein binding; delayed rectifier potassium channel activity.